GUCCAUCUGGUCAGAUCGCUCUCACCUGUGGUUCAAAAUCAAUCCAACAGUGCAACAUCAGAUGCAUGAAUGGUGGCUCAUGUGCUGAGGAUCAAUGCAUUUGUCAGAAAGGAUAUUCUGGAACUCACUGUGGACAGCCUGUUUGUGAGAAUGGAUGUUUGAACAAUGGAAGGUGUGUGGCUCCCAAUCGAUGUGCAUGUACAUAUGGCUUCACAGGAGCACAGUGUGAAAGAGAUUAUCGGACAGGCCCCUGCUUUACAUCGGUAAACAAUCAGAUGUGCCAAGGACAGCUGACUGGCAUCGUCUGCACAAAAACCCUUUGUUGUGCCACAGUUGGAAGAGCCUGGGGCCAUCCCUGUGAGAUUUGUCCUGCUCAGCCCCAGCCCUGCCGGCGUGGCUUUAUUCCCAAUAUCCGAACAGGAGCUUGUCAAGAUGUGGAUGAAUGCCAGGCCAUCCCAGGAAUGUGCCAAGGGGGAAAUUGUAUAAACACUGUAGGCUCCUUCGAAUGCAAAUGCCCAGCUGGACAUAGGUUUAAGGAAACAACUCAGAAAUGUGAAGAUAUCGAUGAGUGUGCCACAAUCCCUGGGAUCUGCGAGGGAGGUCAAUGUUCCAACACAAUCGGAGGUUACUUUUGCAAAUGUCUUGAAGGGUACCAUUCCACUGCAGAUGGUUCACAAUGUAUUGAUGCCCGUCCUGGAAUCUGCUACUCGGGUCUCGUCAAUGGUCGCUGUGCCAAAGACCUGCCAAGUCCCUAUUCCAGAAUGCAGUGCUGCUGUAACAUUGGCCGCUGCUGGUCUGCUGGCACCAUUCCUGAGAUGUGUCCAAUGCGUGGAACUUAUGAAUAUCGCAAGUUAUGCAUUGAUGGUUUUCCUCUCGUGCCCGGCGGUCCUUCUGUGCCCAGGGUUCCCGUGCCCGGGGAUCCUGUGCCCGGGGGUCCUGUGCCAGGGGGUCCAACAAUACAUGAUGGAAGUCGACCUUAUCCUGGCCCUCAUGUUGGACCUCACCCCAAUGGCAUGAUUCAUUUUAAUGGCUUUCUUCCUUUGAAUGUCACUGAUCUCUGCAGUUUCUACAGAAACCUCUGCAUAAAUGGACGCUGCAUUCCCCUUCCAGGGCAAAGUUACCGGUGUGAGUGCAAUGUGGGCUAUCAACUGGACACAAGAGGAGAAUGUAUAGAUGCGGAUGAAUGUGUGAGCAAUCCAUGUAUUCAUGGCGACUGUGUCAACACACAAGGAUCUUAUUUUUGCCGCUGUCACACUGGAUUUCAAAGCACUGCUACAAAAAUGUGUGUGGAUAUCGUUGAAUGUGUUCAGAAUGGUCAAAUCUGUAAGCAUGGGAGAUGUGUGAACACAGAAGGCAGCUUUCACUGCAUAUGUAAUGCUGGUUUUCAGUUGACACCGGAUGGGAGAAACUGCAUGGACCAGGAUGAAUGCGCCCAGAGAAACAUGUGCAUGAACGGGAUGUGCAUCAACGAGGACGGCAGCUUUAAGUGCAUCUGCAAGCCGGGCUUUCAGUUAACAGCCAAUGGACGGAUCUGUGUUGAUAUCGAUGAAUGCCAAACCACAGGAAUCUGUAUGAAUGGACGGUGUGUCAACACAGAUGGUUCCUAUAGAUGUGAAUGUCCUCCAGGGUUGGUGAUUGGACUGGAUGGCCGUGUCUGUGUUGACACACACAUGCGAAGCACCUGCUACGGUGGUUACAAGCAGGGCCAGUGUGAGCGUCCAUUACCUGGAGCCUUCACAAAAUCAGCAUGUUGCUGUGCAAGCACCGAUUACGCCUUCGGAGAGCCCUGCCGGCCAUGUCCAGCAGCAAACUCAGAUGAAUAUCAUGCCCUGUGUAGUGGUGGACCUGGUAUUACAAGUGCUGGGAGAGAUAUAAACGAAUGUGCGUUGGAUCCUGAUAUUUGCCCCAACGGAGUGUGUGAGAACACCCGGGGAAGUUACAGAUGCGUUUGCAAUUCUGGUUAUGAAGCUGACGUAACUGAGAAAAAAUGUGUUGAUAUUGACGAGUGUUUCCGAAAAAAACUCCUGUGUGACAACGGCCUGUGUAGAAACACACCUGGGAGUUACACCUGCUCCUGCCCAAAGGGAUACGUGUUUCAGCCCAUGUCUGAGACAUGUGAAGAUAUUAAUGAAUGUGAGACUAAUCCCUGUAUCAAUGGGAAUUGUAAGAAUACGAUUAGCUCCUACUUAUGUGAGUGUUUCCCAGGAAGUACCCUCGACGCCUCUGGAAAUCUGUGUAUUGAGACAGUUAAAGGAACGUGCUGGUUACAGAUCAUCAAUGAACAAUGUGAAGUUAAUAUCAACGGAGCCACACUGAAGUCGCAGUGCUGCUCCACCCUGGGCGCUGCCUGGGGAAGUCCCUGCAUGUCUUGUAAGAUAGACAGCGUCUGUCCUAGAGGUUAUACACGAGUUAAUGGCACCAUCUGUGACGAUGUGAAUGAAUGUAAAGUCUUCCCCGGGGUCUGCGCCAACGGCGACUGUGUCAACACAGCGGGAUCAUUCCAGUGUCUCUGUUCGCAUGGCAUGACCCUGGACAGCAGUGGACGCACAUGUGUCGAUUUGCGUUUGGAGUACUGCUACCUGAGGCACGAUGACGAGGAGGAAUGCACCAUCCCAAUGCGGGGACGCUUUCGGGUUGAUGCUUGCUGCUGUUCUGUGGGUGCUGCCUGGGGCCCGGAUUGUGACAAAUGUCCAGAGGAAGGCAGUGAGGAGUUGCUGGCUCUGUGUCCUCGGGGGAGAGGCUUUUCUAGAAAAGGAGAAAUUGAUGGAAAACCGUUCUACAAAGAUAUUAACGAAUGCCGAACCAUCCCAGAUAUCUGUCACAAUGGGAGGUGCAGAAACACAAUCGGGAGUUUUAGAUGCAGGUGUCACAGCGGCUUUGCGCUUGAUUCAGAAGACAGAAACUGUACAGAUAUUAAUGAAUGUCACAUCUCACCGGACCUGUGUGGACCUGGACACUGUGUCAACACUCAGGGCAGCUUUGAUUGUGAAUGUUUUGAAGGAUACGAAAGUGGGUUUAUGAUGAUGAAGAAUUGCAUGGAUAUUAAUGAAUGUGAGCGAGACCCUCUACUGUGUCGGGGAGGCAACUGUGAAAACACUGAUGGGAGUUUCCGCUGUGUGUGUCCUCAUGGCCAUGAGGUGUCCCCAGAUGGGACAUUGUGUACAGAUAUUAAUGAGUGUGAGCUGAGUGACAAUCUUUGUAAGAACGGUCGCUGUGUCAACAUGAUUGGACGCUACCAGUGUGCAUGCAAUACCGGUUACCAAGCAACACCAGAUAAGCAAGCCUGUGUGGACAUUGACGAAUGUACAAUAUUGAAUGGAGGGUGUGAAACGUAUUGUACAAACUCACGAGGCAGUUAUGAGUGUAGCUGCAGGAACGGCUAUGCACUGAUGCCUGACCAGAGGUCCUGCACAGAUAUUGACGAGUGUGAGGACAACGCUGAUAUUUGUGACGGAGGGCAGUGUGCCAAUGUGCCCGGGGAGUAUCGCUGUCUGUGCUAUGAUGGAUUUAUGGCAUCUGAAGACAUGAAGACUUGUUUAGAUGUCAAUGAAUGUGAACUCAAUCCAAACAUAUGUCUGAGUGGCAGCUGUGAGAACACGAAAGGAUCCUUCAUCUGUCACUGUGAGCUGGGAUACUCUGUGAAGAAAGGGACAACUGGCUGCACAGAUAUAAAUGAAUGCGAGAUUAGUGCCCACAACUGCGAUCAGAAUUCCAUCUGCACCAAUACCCCAGGAAGCUUCAGGUGUGAAUGUGGAGAGGGUUGGUCAGGCGAUGGUAUCAAGUGUUCUGAUGUGGACGAGUGUUCAAAUGGAACCCAUAAAUGCAGCACCAAUGCCGAGUGCACAAACAAUGCAGGUUCCUACCGCUGUCUGUGUAAAGAAGGUUACAAAGGAGACGGCCUGACGUGUACCGACAUUGAUGAAUGUGCAGAAAACGUGAACUUUUGUGAGAAUGGCCACUGUCUGAACGCUCCGGGCGGCUACCGCUGUGAGUGCGACAUGGGCUUCACACCAGCUGCUGAUGGCAGAGCCUGUCAAGAUAUUGAUGAGUGCCAGUUCCCAGAUAUUUGUGUGUACGGACGAUGCCAGAAUCUCCCAGGGCUGUUCAGGUGUGAGUGUGAUGUAGGUUAUGAGCUGGAUCGAAGUGGUGGGAACUGCACAGACACCAACGAGUGUGCAGAUCCCGUCAGCUGCAUCAAUGGAAUUUGUGUGAACACCCCCGGCAGCUAUGUGUGUAACUGCCCCGCGGAGUUUGAGCUGAACCCAACUGGUGUGGGAUGUGUGGACCUGCGCCUGGGCAAAUGUUUUGUGGAGUACAGACUGCGAGGUGAUGAGACGCUCUCCUGCAAUAAUGAGAUUGGAUUCGGAGUGUCACGAGCUUCUUGCUGCUGUUCCCUGGGCCGAGCCUGGGGCUUCCCAUGUGAAUUGUGUCCCAGCAUUAAUUCAUCUGAUUACAAAACGCUGUGUCCUGGAGGAGAAGGAUUCCGUCCCAACCCCAUCACCGUCAUCCUGGAGGAUAUCGAUGAGUGUAAGGAGUUACCUGGCCUCUGUCAGGGAGGAACAUGUGUCAACACCUUUGGUAGUUUCCAGUGUGAAUGUCCCCGUGGUUUCCACCUGAAUGAAGAGACUCGAGUCUGUGAAGAUAUUGAUGAGUGCUCCACAUCACCUGGGAUCUGUGGCCCUGGGACCUGUCUCAACACAGUGGGAAAUUACACCUGUAUUUGCCCACCAGAUUACAUGCAGAUCAACGGUGGAAACAACUGUAUGGACAUAAGAAAAGGUUUCUGCUUCAAAAACUUUUAUGGUGAAAAUGGCACUUGUGACGGUGAACUGCCCUUUAACAUGACGAAGAAACUGUGCUGCUGUUCCUACAACAUUGGGAAAGCUUGGAACAGACCCUGUGAGCAAUGCCCACUGCCCGUGACCAAUGAAUAUGUGGUUCUUUGUGGGAGUCAGCGACCCGGCUUCACCAUUGAUAUUGUCACAGGACGGCCAGUGGACAUCGACGAGUGCCGAGUAUCGGGAGUCUGUGCUCACGGGGUUUGUAUCAAUCAGUUCGGGAGUUUCCGGUGUGAAUGUCCGAUGGGAUUCCAGUACAACGAUCACCUCAUCAGCUGUGAAGAUAUUGACGAAUGUCAGAACGGGCCAAUGUGUCAACAGAACGCAGUGUGUAUUAACACGCCAGGCAGUUACCGCUGUGAGUGUUUGCCAGGAUACCGGCUCACACCAACGGGGCAUUGUCGAGAUCGUAACGAGUGCCACGAGAUCCCGAAUGUCUGCAGUCACGGGCAGUGUGUGGACACUGUCGGAAGCUUCCACUGCAACUGUUACAACGGUUUCAAAGCAACGCCAGAUAAAACCAUGUGCAUGGAUGUGGAUGAAUGUGAGCGGCAGCCAUGCGGCAACGGAACCUGUAAGAACACGGUUGGUUCUUACAACUGUGUGUGCUUUCUGGGAUUCACCCUGUCCCAUAAUGAUGACUGCAUUGAUGUUGAUGAGUGCAGCACUCUGAAUGGAGCUCUCUGCCGUCACGGCCAGUGUAUCAACACCAUCGGAACGUUCCAGUGCCUGUGUCACGAGGGUUACGAGCUGACACUGGACAGAAGGAGCUGUGUGGACACCAACGAGUGCCUGGCUAUACCUGAUGCUUGUAAACCAGGUAAAUGUCAAAACCUGGACGGUUCCUACAGAUGUAUUUGUCCACCUGGCUAUGAACUGACUCAGGAGAGGUGUGUGGAUAUUGAUGAGUGUAUAUCAGACCCAGGGUUAUGUGUCUUUGGCACAUGUAGCAAUACUGAAGGAAGCUUCAAGUGCCUUUGUCCAUCGGGCUUCGUGCUGAACUACAGUGGAAGAAAAUGUGUUGAUAUCAGAGAGAGCUUUUGCUUCACCAAGUUUGAGAACAGUGUCUGCUCGGUGCCCAAGGCCAGGAACAGCACGAAAGCGGAGUGUUGCUGCAGCAGCAUGCCGGGCGAGGGCUGGGGGGAUCCCUGUGAGAUCUGCCCCAGAGAGGAAGACGAGGUGUUUGUACAGCUGUGCCCCAAUGGUUUGGGUUCAGUGGUUGGUAUUGACGAUUCUCGUGUGGACACGGACGAGUGUACCACAGACCCUGGAAUCUGUAAGAAUGGGAAAUGCAUCAAUACAGACGGCUCUUUCCGCUGUGAUUGUCCAUUUGGAUUUAACCUGAAUGUCAGUGGAGUCCAAUGUGUUGAUACGAAUGAAUGUGCUGUUGGCAAUCUGUGUGGUAACGGAACAUGCACCAACGUGAUUGGAGGGUUUGAAUGUGCAUGUGACGAAGGCUUUGAACCAGGACCAAUGAUGAUUUGUGAAGACCUCAAUGAAUGUGUUCAAAACCCACUUCUCUGUGCAUUCCGAUGUGUUAACACGUAUGGUGGAUAUGAGUGCCGAUGUCCUGGUGGAUACGUGCUCAGAGAGGAUGGGAGGAUGUGUCGAGAUCAGGAUGAGUGUGAGGAACAGCUGGAUGAUUGCUCCUCGAGAGGGAUGGUUUGCAAGAACCUGAUUGGGACUUUCAUGUGCAUCUGUCCGACUGGCCUGACACGGAGACCAGAUGGAGAAGGCUGCAGAGAUGAGAAUGAGUGCCGCACCAAGCCCGGGAUCUGUGUGGACGGUCGCUGUGUUAACACCGUGGGAAGUUACAAAUGUGAAUGCAAUGAAGGAUUUACAGCCACUUCUGUACAGACUGAAUGUGUUGACAAUCGCCAAGGCUUGUGUUUCACAGAGGUGCUCCAGGCCAUGUGUCAAAUGGCAGCCAGCAGCCGAAAUCUUGUGACCAAGUCUGAGUGCUGCUGUGACGGUGGGCGAGGGUGGGGCCCGCAGUGUGAGAUCUGCCCACUCCCAGGAACAGGUCGUUUUAAGAAACUCUGUCCACUUGGCCCUGGUUACACCACAGAUGGAAGAGAUAUUGAUGAAUGCAAAGUACUUGGGAAGCUUUGUCAGAACGGACAGUGUAUUAACACUGUGGGCUCGUAUCGAUGUCUAUGUAAGCCAGGAUACACUUCUGACUUAACCAGCACUUCCUGUGUGGGUAUGUAUGUCAUAACCUUGUAAAUACAGCAAAUAAAGGCCCAAUUUUACUACAAA
Molecule: messenger RNA, 7097 nt
Organism: Callorhinchus milii (elephant shark)
Lineage: Eukaryota; Metazoa; Chordata; Chondrichthyes; Chimaeriformes; Callorhinchidae
Product: fibrillin-2-like
Exons: 56
Coding region: 66-7064 (2332 amino acids)
Molecular function (GO): calcium ion binding
Source: RefSeq, a predicted model, not a curated record